This is a messenger RNA of Trifolium pratense (red clover), 1462 nucleotides long. Its product is annotated as jasmonate-induced oxygenase 2-like. NCBI's taxonomy places the organism in Eukaryota, Viridiplantae, Streptophyta, Magnoliopsida, Fabales, Fabaceae. The record is from RefSeq and is a predicted model, not a curated record. The coding region runs from base 244 to 1344 and encodes 366 amino acids. The transcript is spliced from 3 exons.
ACUCCACACUCACACACACAGUCGACACUGCAAAUCCACUUGUAAUUCAAUUUGAUCACGGCGCCGAAAUUAAUUAUACCUCGUGCUCUUAUCUAUUUAUAAAGCCCUCUCUUGGUUCCUCUCAAAUCACACACUACAUACAAUUCCUACACUAUAUGCUCCUUCCAACCCCCUCUUUGUUUUUGUGCCUCUCUAGUUUCAUCAAUAACCCAAAAGUGAAACAAAAACACACCCAAAAACAAAAUGAUGACUUGUAACCAAACAUGGCCAGAACCUAUAGUUAGAGUCCAAGCCUUAGCUGAAAGUGGGCUAAGCUCAAUCCCUUCAUCCUACAUCAAACCAUGUUCUCAAAGACCCACUCAAACCACUUUUACUCCUCAAAAUGAUCACUAUGAUCAUAUUAACAUCCCCGUGAUCGACCUUGAGCACCUCUCUGGUGGGGAUCAGGUCCUCAGAGAGAAAGUGCUCAAGCAGGUCUCGGAGGCAUGUAGGGAGUGGGGUUUUUUCCAAGUGGUGAACCAUGGGAUUGAUCAUGAGUUGAUGAAGAGUGCUAAGGAAGUGUGGCGUGAGUUUUUUGAUCUUCCACUUGAGAUGAAAGAAGAACUUGCUAACUCUCCUAGUACUUAUGAGGGGUAUGGUAGUAGGUUGGGAGUGAAAAAAGGUGCUAUUUUGGAUUGGAGUGACUAUUUUUUUCUUCAUUAUAUGCCUCCUUCUCUUAGGAACCAAGCUAAGUGGCCAGCACUUCCAUCAUCUUUGAGGAAAGUGAUUGCUGAAUAUGGUGAGGAAGUGGUUAAGCUAGGAGGAAGGAUGUUGGAAUUAAUGUCAAUAAAUCUUGGCUUAAAAGAAGAUUAUCUCAUGAAUUCAUUUGGAGGAGAAAAUGAGCUUGGUGCUUGUUUAAGGGUAAAUUUCUAUCCAAAAUGCCCACAACCUGACCUUACUUUAGGACUGUCUCCUCACUCAGACCCUGGUGGUAUGACCAUUCUUCUUCCUGAUGAUUUUGUGUCUGGCCUUCAAGUAAGAAAAGGAAAUGACUGGAUCACUGUUAGGCCUGUCCCUAAUGCUUUUAUCAUCAACAUUGGUGACCAAAUUCAGGUGCUGAGCAAUGCAAUAUACAAGAGUAUAGAACACAGGGUGAUUGUGAAUCCAAUCAAAGAUAGAGUUUCUUUGGCAAUGUUUUACAACCCAAAAAGUGAUUUAUUAAUUCAACCUGCAAAGGAGCUUGUGACAAAGGAAAGGCCAGCCAUGUACCCACCAAUGACUUAUGAUGAAUACAGACUUUUUAUUAGGAUGAAAGGACCUUGUGGGAAGGCCCAAGUUGAAUCAUUGGCUAACAAAUGUGAUUAAUUCCAAUAAUUAUAUUAUGUAAUUUGCAAAUAACUAAUUUGCAUAUAAUUAAAUAAUUGGACAUGUUGUUAAUGUUUUAGUGUUGAAUGGAUUGUUUAACUUUUUUUUUUCACUAUCA